Messenger RNA from Chanos chanos (milkfish), 773 nucleotides. It is a transcript of the gene ube2e1, whose product is annotated as ubiquitin-conjugating enzyme E2E 1. NCBI's taxonomy places the organism in Eukaryota, Metazoa, Chordata, Actinopteri, Gonorynchiformes, Chanidae. The record is from RefSeq and is a predicted model, not a curated record. The transcript is spliced from 6 exons. The coding region runs from base 74 to 661 and encodes 195 amino acids.
UCCGAGAGAGGCGAAAGACACGCGUCCAGACGACGGAAGAGGCACACACAGACACAAAGAAAAGGUCGGUAGCAUGUCGGAUGAGGAUUCGCGUGCCAGCACUAGUUCUUCUUCAUCCUCAUCUUCCUCUUCCACUCAUCAGCAACCCGAAAAAGACACGCCUAGCAAGAAACGAGACGGUAAAGCAAGCAUGAGCAAGACCUCCAAACUACUCUCCACCAGCGCGAAAAGAAUUCAGAAGGAACUGGCUGACAUUAUGUUGGACCCACCACCAAACUGCAGUGCUGGGCCUAAAGGAGACAAUAUCUAUGAGUGGAGGUCGACCAUUCUCGGCCCCCCGGGCUCUGUGUAUGAGGGUGGGGUCUUCUUCCUCGACAUCGCUUUCACACCAGACUACCCCUUCAAACCUCCCAAGGUGACGUUCCGUACGAGAAUCUACCACUGCAACAUCAACAGUCAGGGUGUUAUCUGUUUGGACAUCCUGAAGGACAACUGGAGCCCCGCCCUCACUAUCUCCAAGGUGCUGCUGUCAAUCUGCUCCCUCCUCACAGACUGCAACCCUGCUGAUCCACUGGUGGGAAGCAUUGCCACCCAGUACACAACCAACAGACCGGAGCACGACAGAAUAGCCAAACAGUGGACCAAACGCUACGCCACAUAAUCGCGAGCAGCCGGCCAAAGAGAAGAGCUGCUUCAGGGUGGGGCGGAGUCUGGGGUCGAGGAAGAUGAAGACUGCGAGGGGGGGGGCGGUAGAAGAUGGGAGAAAAGGGGUG